This is a messenger RNA of Mugil cephalus (flathead mullet), 4475 nucleotides long. RefSeq names its product sodium/potassium/calcium exchanger 3-like. The transcript is spliced from 17 exons. The record is from RefSeq and is a predicted model, not a curated record. Bases 230 to 2218 code for a protein of 662 amino acids. NCBI's taxonomy places the organism in Eukaryota, Metazoa, Chordata, Actinopteri, Mugiliformes, Mugilidae. Gene Ontology annotation, biological process: intracellular calcium ion homeostasis; calcium ion transmembrane transport. Gene Ontology annotation, cellular component: membrane. Gene Ontology annotation, molecular function: calcium channel activity; calcium, potassium:sodium antiporter activity.
GCCGCGUUCUGCCUCCCCACUUCCAAAACAACAUUUCAACAUGACAGAAAGAGACGAACCUGCACCGCCAAACACUAACUCGCUGUCUUUCUAACCUUUUUUUUUUCCUGCUGCCUCAUCCAAGCGGUACCCAUUUCCAACUUUUUUGAUCCCACACCUCCCACACUUCUACUUCCCUGGAAAUUAGAGGAGGUUGGUUUUUGUUUUUAUUUCCACUCCGGGAAUCCGCAUGGAUGUGGCCGCGGUAGAGGGGAUGUCUCUGCCGGGUAUCCGAGUCCGGAAUCGAGCGACACAAGUGAUGCCGAACCAGAAGAAGGUCAGCGCGAGACGGAAAAGGCGAAAGGAGUUGGUUUUAAUCCAGAUUUGCUUGUUCGGCGGCUUGCUGCUGAUCGUCAAGGGGGUUUCCUACUUAGCGGAAAAUUCAGGUUUCGACGUCUCCAGCCACAGCAGCGGCAGCCAGCACAGAUGGGCAGGAAGGAGGCUACUGCAGGAAAUGGACAACGGCAGCCUGGAGGAAGCAGAGGAACCUAAGAACUGCACCACUCCAGCUUUGCACGAGUUCCCUUCUGAUUUGUUCACCAACAAAGAGAGGACAGAAGGAGCCGUGGCCUUGCAUGUCCUCUGCACCAUUUAUAUGUUCUGUGCUCUGGCCCUUGUCUGCGAUGACUACUUUGUCCCCUCCCUGGAGAAGAUAUGUGAGCGUCUCAAUCUCAGCGAGGACGUCGCAGGUGCGACCUUCAUGGCCGCCGGCAGCUCGGCUCCUGAGCUCUUCACGUCCGUUAUAGGGGUAUUCAUCACCAAAGGCGACGUAGGUGUGGGGACCAUCGUGGGCUCGGCCGUCUUCAACAUUCUCUGCAUCAUCGGAGUGUGUGGCUUCUUCGCUGGUCAGGCAGUGAAGCUCUCUCACUGGGGUUUACUCCGGGAUUCGAUGUAUUAUACAUUUUCUAUCGUAGCCCUCAUUGCGUUCAUCUACGAUGAGGUGGUGUGCUGGUGGGAAUCUCUUGUCCUGGUCCUCAUGUAUGCCGUUUAUAUCCUGAUCAUGAAGUUCAACGGCAGGGCGCAUCGCUACUUCGACCGUCGAAAGAAGAGCUCUGUGAAUCUGGCCAACGGACUGACAGGAAGCACUGAUCUGGAGGAUAAUGUCACGUGUGAUGCUACUGCAGUCCUACUUAAGAAAGCCAACUUCCACUGUCAGCCGUCUGUGCUGAUGGUAGACGAGCUGCUGUCUGCGUACCCCCACCAGCUGUCCUUCUCCGAGGCCGGCAUGAGGAUCAUGAUCACCAGUCACUUCUCCCCCAGGACCCGCCUCACCAUGGCCUCCCGCAUGCUGAUCAACGAGCGACAAAGACUGAUCAACACCACGGAGACUCGGGUCAACCGCAUCACCAAUGGCGAGUCGGACUCGGUGACCAGGGUUCAGGGGAGGCGGGGCUUAGAGAAUGGGAUGGGCGAGCAGGGCCUGAACGGCAGGUGCAGACUUCAGCGGCUGGAGUCUGGCAAUGAGACAGAGAACGAAAACGAGGAUAAUGAGAACAACGAGAACGACGAGGAAGGGGAAGGUGAAGAAGACAACGGAGGUCCCCUGGUGCCUUUCAAAGUCCCAGCCGGUGCUUGUAACAAGUUGAAGUGGGUAACAAUGUGGCCGCUGUCCCUGCUUCUGUUCUUCACCGUGCCCAACUGCAGCAAGCGGCGCUGGGAGAGGUGGUUCAUGAUCUCCUUCUUCACCGCCACCAUCUGGAUCGCUGGCCUCUCAUACAUCAUGGUCUGGAUGGUGACUGUGAUCGGAUUCACUCUCGGGAUCCCUGACGUCAUCAUGGGCAUCACCUUCCUGGCAGCGGGAACCAGCGUCCCAGACUGCAUGGCCAGUGUUAUAGUCGCACGGCAAGGUAUGGGAGACAUGGCCAUCUCCAACUCCAUAGGCAGUAAUGUGUUUGACAUCCUGGUCGGCCUGGGCCUGCCCUGGAUGCUGCAGACGCUCUGCAUCGACUACGGCUCCAUCAUCCAUCUCAACAGCAGAGGGCUCAUAUUCUCAGUUGCACUCUUACUAGCAUCAGUAUUCUUCACGGUUCUCGGCGUCCAUUUAAACAAAUGGACUCUCGACCGGCGACUGGGCUUGAUCUGCCUCGUCAUGUACGCCAUCUUCCUGUGCUUCUCCAUCCUCAUCGAGUUCAACGUCUUCAUUUUCGUCAACCUCCCGAUGUGCCGAGACAUCCACUGACCUCCCCCGUCGCCUCCUUCUCCGCCGCCUUCUUCUUCCUCUGGCUGAUGGAGGAAACCUCACCUGGCUCCCAGUUUCUCGGCGCCUUGGAACAUUUCCUACCUUUUACUUUUUAGAAAACUAGAGCUCUGUAUGAUUUAUAUUUGGUGCAAUACACACAAUGGAUAGGACACCGGAGGGGUUUUGUUUUUUGUUUUUUCCGGAGGGGAGGUGGGGGGUUCAGAACCGGACUGGAGGCGCAAAGAGAAAGUCCCGAUUGCUGCCAGUUGUGUGAGGAACCACGAGGUUAGCUGGAGUGAACUUAACUGUAGUGACACCGACAGUUGGUGAACAAGCUGCUACUGUAACUGACUGAGGGGGAGAGAAGAGGGAACUCAGCGAUUUUCAGCUGGAUUGUUUGUUACUCUUUGUACAAGUUUGGAUAUAAGCACAUGAUUUAAGGUAUUUUUAAGCAAAAAAAACAACAAAAAAAAACAACAAAACAAAACGUCUUUCUCUGUAUAUAUUUGAGGAUUAUAGAAGUGCUAACGUUAGCUGAUAUAUGAUGUUCUCUUAUGCACAAACUGGAUCAAUCUCGCAAGGAUGUACGAUCCCAUGACGGUGACAAUGUCGUAUGUUUUACUUUAGUGAUUUGGUCUGCAAGCAAAUGCUUCGACGCGUCUCCCUGCUCCGGUACCGGCCAACGCGGCAUGCUGCACCAGCCACAGCGCACACAGCUUCGCACUGACAGAGAGCAUCUAGGUAUUUCACACUAUUCACAUAGAGUUUAUCGGCUGUUUUCUUUCGUGUCCAAGUGGAUGUGGGCUUUAGCGUCCCCACACGAGAAAGGGAUCUACUUGGAACUGACGUCCGGCACUGUCACUUUAUGGAUUAGAGAUCGAAUUCUUCUGUUAUUCUGUCGCAAAACGUCUACAGGUACUCUCAACGCGUAACUACUGAAGUUAAAAUUCCCUCUAUGCGGUAGACCUCUAUAUUAAAGAGUUAGUUUUUAGUCUCUGAGUUGAGUGUAAUGUUGUUAUGUCUUAAAGCCAAAAGUAUUUUUUAGGAUAGGAGUCGUAGAUUCGGACUUAAGAGUCAAAUGCACAGUGUGUUUGUGUGUGAGUGUGUGUCUCGCAAUCUGGAGGAGAACCAAGGAUACCACUGUUACUGGGAAGACACAAUCAUGAUUUAUUUAUGAAUUAAUUUAUUCAAAGAUUGUGUCUGACCAGCAGUUUCAGGCCUUUGGAUUGUGUACAGUGUAUUCAAUGGAACGCGCUCUGCUGUACAAUGUACUGUACCUAAUAUAUAUAAUCUAAGUACUGGAAACUGACUUGAUGUUGUUUAUAUUUAAGAAUAGAACUUUAUCAUUUGUAAGUUUUGUAUAGUUUGGAAAGGUAUCGCAACAAGUGGAUGGACGUUGAGAAGAGGGAAAUAAACGGAAGCCGACGUGUUGUCGAAUCCCCUCACAUGCCGCAUCGAUGAUUAAAUAUGGAUUCAUAUUAAGAAAAAGGGAAGUGUGUACUAGUGGCAUGCCACCUUCUUAACUUGUUGUUUCUUAGUCAGCAUAAAGUCUCGUGCCAUCCCCUGUGUUUGAGGCUUCAAAAACACCAGUACCAGUGGGAAUUCUCCUGCUUGUACUUGAGCCGAAAAUUACCACUCUGUUUCGGCCCGUGGUCGGACUAAUUCUUAAGGAUGCGUUUUUUGUUUUGUUUUUUAAUUUCAUUUUAUUUUUUGCCUAAAAGAUUCCUCACGCCCGUAGAAGCUCUGAUGAAUUAAAAGCUUGCUCUGCAGGUGUUGAUGCGCCUCCAGCGGCCACAAGAGGGCGCCGCGGAGCCGCGUCACGCCUUCGGAGACGGGCUGUGAUUUUCCAAAAGGGCUUUUGGGUAUAGUUUCCGUUAGGCUACCUAGAGACACAUACUAGUCGGUUUGCAUGCCUCUUUCAUAAGUUGGAUUAUUUUGUGUGUAAUUUUACCAAGAUCAAAAAGGCACUGUCUUGAUUAUGCUGUACAUAUCAGGAGGAGGAAUGUGCUAUCAGAACACGGAGGUUGAAUAACCUCUGGCGAGCAGUGAUAUUUGAGAUAUUUACAGUAUUUAGAACGUAGGCCUUCAACAGUUAGUUUUCAGCUAAUUCUUGUCGUUUUAUGCUCACGUCUUUUGAACUGUUUGUAAAUCCUCAUUUUUGUUGAUGAGGACCUCUGGGUGGAGCUCAGAGCCGAACGGGAGGAAGAUGUUGGCCUUGUUCCCAGUGGUCGUCUUGCAAUAAACUGAUUUACACACA